AUGGAUGACUCCACACUUUUUCUGAAUCAUUCAACGGGAGGACCAAUUAUUGCUGUCCAGGUAGAAAACGAAUUUGGCACUUACAGUAAUGAAGUACAGCAUCUUGAAUAUCUGCGAGAGUUACUCACAAAGAAUGGUAUUACAGAAUUGCUGAUUACAUCAGAUGGCCUUGAAGGCAUGUUGAGGGCCACAUUAUCUGGUGCGCUUCCUACAGCAAAUUUUGGUAAUUUUAACAAAGGCCAAAAAAUCUUCAAAGCAAUUGGAGAUAGCAACCCAAAAUAUCCACUCAUGGUUAUGGAAUUUUGGAGUGGGUGGUUUGAUCACUGGGGUAACAAGCAUCAUUCAGUUAGGUCUCUUUCAUGGUUUCAAAAGAAUUUUCAGCAGAUCAUUAACUAUAAUGCUUCCUUCAAUUUCUACAUGUUUAUGGGAGGCACCAAUUUUGGUUUCAUGGCUGGUGCUAAUGCUGAUAAAGACAAAUAUGAACCCGAUGUCACAAGUUAUGUUUCACAUUCUCUUUUAAGUCCAGCAACAUUCCAACCAACUUCUGGCUCAUAA
Molecule: messenger RNA, 555 nt
Organism: Acanthosepion pharaonis
Lineage: Eukaryota; Metazoa; Mollusca; Cephalopoda; Sepiida; Sepiidae
Source: the annotation of a GenBank genome assembly